AUGGCGUCACGACUAGGCCUAGCUGAUCUGCUGGAAGAAAUCGGACUGCAAACACUGAUUCACAGAUUUCAAGAAGAGAAGGUAGAACUUUCCGAUAUACAAUCAUUGUCUGAUGCAGAUCUCAAUAGACUCGGAGUUUCAACAAUUGGAGACCGAGUGCGAUUACGAUCGCGAGCGAUAGAGGAGCCAUCAUGGCCAUCGACAUCAGGCUCAGCACCAGUGCCGGCUCCUCCACCAAGCGGGCUCCGGCCGCCAUUUCUUACUGCUGACAACGUAAGAAAAGAGAGGGAUCUAUUGUUCCAUUCCCGAAAAAGAAAAAAUAGAAACGAACUAGGUCAGCCCACACAAGGCAAAAAGCAACGUGGAAGAAGCUGGACAGUUUCUGUAAUGUGCUUGUCGGACAAGAACUGUAAUUUUGUUCCAAAUUCGGAAGUAAAGGAAUGCUUAUUAAAGGCAGGACUAGGCUUAAAAAAAAUAAAAUUUAAUGUUAAUGAUGGACAAACUGAAGUUUUGGAAAAAAUUUCAUCUAAUGAGAAAGACAAUAACAAUGAAUGUGUUGGAUUUCCUGCUUUAAAAAAUUGUGGAGGAUUUGAACUCAUGAGAAGCCAAUCAAACAAUAGAAGUUUAAGCACAAUAAAAGUAGAAUGGUCAGUGAAAAACCUCAAAGCUUGCAUUGGAUCUCAAGGAAAACUGUAUGUCAGACCUAUUCAAAGAAACUUAUCAACUGAACCAAUUCAGCUUGCACAUGACGAAACCGCAGAAAAGUCUAUGCUAAAAACAGAGAUUUGUAGAGAGUGUGGCCAGCCAUUUGCAAUAGCAGAAUUAAGAGCCCAUUGUGAGUUAUGCAUUGGGGAACACUUUACUUCAAAUGAAACAGAAGACAAAAAGGAAGAAAUUGUUCCAGAGGAUUUGCCUGACCCAUUAAUAGAGACUCUUACAGACUCCAUACCUGUGACAGAAAUAAUGGCUAUACCUAUCUCUUCUGGUUCUGGAAAUAUUGUUUUAGAAACUAUUACAGACUCCAUACCUGUAACAGAAACAAUAGCUAUACCUAUCUCUACCAGUUCUGGAAAUAUUGUUUUCUCAGAUCCAUCUGCUUUUAUUAGCUCCUUGUCUUUUACUGCUACAGAACCAGCUGAAACAUUGAAACAUGAAGAAGAGAACUUCACUGAAAGCAUUCCCAAUAGCAUCCAAAGUAUUGUGGAUAAUGCUAUAACAUAUUGUAAACAGAAACACAUAGAAGAUCCUGUAGAAAUAUUGAAAUAUUUACAGUCAACUCUUGUCACUGGAAGAAAAUUAGAUAUUGAAGAUCUUUCAUCAGCUCAUGAAGGUGAUACUAACUAUAUAUGUGUGGAUAGAUCAAACAUUUUAGAAACAGCAUUUGAAGAAAUUAAAGGCUUGCAGGACCUUCGAUUGACCUUAGAAGUUCAGUUUUAUGGAGAGAUAGCAGCAGAUUUUGGCGGACCAAGAAAGGAAUUUUUCCAGUUAGCCUUAUUAGAAAUAAGAGAAAAAUAUUUUGAUCAUGGAUUAAGAGAACAUAUAGCAGAAGAUUAUCUUUUGGUUGGUAAAAUUCUUGCUCUGAGCAUCCUCCAAAAUGGAAAAUUACCAAAAUUUUUGGAUGAGAAUAUGCAAAACCUUUUAUUCUCUGAGUUGCCGGCAGAGUCAGCUUCCAUUACAAACUUAAGAGCAGGUUUAGACUCACUUGGAUUAUAUAAGGUUGGAGUCAGCUUGCCAACAUUCAGAUAUUUGCUGCAGCCAUCUUCCACCAAACUCACGGUGAAAUCUAUUAUCCAUCUACUAUGUCCAAAGUUUGCAGAGGAAGGUUCAAACACUAGACGAUAUGAAAAUUCUGUUUAUGCAGCUUUUACCAAAUACUUGAGAGAAGUUGAAAGUGGUAGGAGAAUGCCAUUGACGCUCAACCACAUUUUGCAGUUUGUGACUGGUGCAUCAGAGGAACCAGUUUUGGGCUUUUUCCUCCAUCCAUCGAUCGAAUUUGUCUGUGCAAUGAAUUCAUUUUUGCCAACUGCAAAUACUUGUAGUAAUUCAUUAAAAUUACCGAGACCAACUGGAGACUUGCCAUUGCCAUCACACACAGACUUAUUCAACCUCUAUGACUAUGCAUUUUCCAACACAUAUUUUGGAUUAUUUUAAAAA
Messenger RNA from Saccostrea echinata, 2154 nucleotides. RefSeq lists its product as uncharacterized. Gene Ontology annotation, molecular function: ubiquitin-protein transferase activity; protein binding. Lineage: Eukaryota; Metazoa; Mollusca; Bivalvia; Ostreida; Ostreidae. The coding region runs from base 1 to 2151 and encodes 716 amino acids. The transcript is spliced from 6 exons. The record is from RefSeq and is a predicted model, not a curated record.